GCCCGCCCGGGUGUGUGUGCUGCUGACUGCGGGCGCGGCGACAUCAUGCCGUUGGAGCGCUAGACACGCCGUUUUAAAGGGCUAGCCUCACUGUGCUGUGCCGUUCUCUCUCUCUCCCUCCCUGCCCUCUGUUUGCUGCUGAUUCAUCACGAUUAGGUGGUUAGCCAGCCUGCCAGCCAUAGGCUACACGCACAAGCCAUGCCAGCCAGACUGAGUGGGGGCUUUCAUAGCUAAAGUAGACAAAGAAAGGGCUUGCUUGUCAUACGUAGGCUAGGCUAUAGCAUCGCACUACAGUGCAGAGAGAACAACAUGUGUGGCGGUUGGGAAUAUUUUUGAUAACUUCAUUGCGAGAUAGAUUGAUCAUAUCGAGAGUUACGGGGGGACUGGGAAUCCCCCCCCCCGGUUUUCAGAAAUCAGACAUCGUAAAUCGGUUUACAUAGAGUAGCCUAGAUAGAUAAGGAAGAGGAAGAUAUAUCGUGUAUUCGAGGUGUGUAGCCGAGUUGGAACUGUCUAGAAAACGUGAUUGUAGGUUAGGUGGCUGGAGAGAUUCACAGCAGAAGAACUGUCCGAGUGUUCGAGUGCUGAAACGGAAGCAACCGGAGCGGAGCGGAAAACUAGCCGCACUGGAUAGGGACGCAACAACCGCGAGCGCGGUCAGCGUGUGUCUGUCUGUUGCUAUUUCAGAGGAAGGAGAGAUGGAGGGUCGAGAGAAGGGAUUAAAAAACGAGUGGAGCUCUGAGGUGUGUUCAGAGGGGGGUGGUUCUCGUGGCAUGUCGACCACUAAUAAGGGAAACAAGGCCUUGAAGGUGAAGAGGGAGCCGGGGGAGAAUGGGACCACCCUGACAGAUGAUGAGCUGGUGACUAUGUCCGUCCGGGAGCUCAACCAGCACCUCCGCGGCCUCACCAAGGAUGAGAUCCUGCAGCUUAAACAGCGCCGGCGCACCCUGAAGAACCGUGGCUACGCCGCCAGCUGCCGGGUCAAACGGGUCACCCAGAAGGAGGAGCUGGAGAAGCAGAAGUCACAGCUUCAACAGGAAGUGGAUAAGUUGGCGUCGGAGAACGCCAGCAUGAGGGUGGAGCUCGAUCACCUGAGGUCGAAGUACGAGGCUCUACAGAGUUUUGCAAGGACUGUGGCGAGGAGCCCGGGAGUGGGGUUAGGGGUCGGGGGUCAGAGGGGAGGUGGUGGGGUUGGGUCGGUGAUCGGGCCACUCAUACCGGGGAAAGUGGCCGCGACGAGUGUCAUCACGAUAGUGAAGUCGAAAACGGACGCGCGGUCUUAGUAGCGGGCUGGGUCAAGCAGGGAUGAGAGGAAAAAGGGAGGGAAGGGAGAGGAGGAGAGGAAGCGAAUUAGGACUAUUUAAAAAUGAAACCAUUGGUCAGUGCAUCGUCAUUGAGCACAGGACAGAAUUUAAUCAGGUGAGGUGGCCCCCCUUUGAGAAAAUAUCACGCCCUGGAUAGUAAUUACUGUGUUUCUACUGUUAUUUUGUAACUGUUGUACACAAGGUCCAACGUUGUAAUUUGAUGUAAUGUAGUUAUGUUGUGUCAUGGAACACUGUGAACUUCAUCCGUGGCUGACUUUCGUUUUGGUAUCAUUCUAUUUGGCCGUGUUUUCUCAGAAAACAAUAAUUUUUUACCCAACGGGCUUCCGUACUCACAGGCACUUCCUUGUUUUGCAGAAACAGCUUGCAGAGCCAUCAAUUUAUUUAAUUUUUUAUCAUAAAAAUUACAGAGAAUUGUAUUUUGUAACCGCUCAUUGCACAAGAGAGACAAGAAACUUUCAGAAAAGUGAGGAUCUUCAGGAAGAGGUUGUUUUGGUUAUUUUACAUUUUUUUGGUACUGUUCACCCUUUUUUCUCCCCAAUUGGUAGUUACAGUCUUGUCCCAUCGCUGAAACUCCCGUACGGACUUGGGAGAGGCAAAGAUUGAGAGCCAUGCGUCCUCCGAAACAUGACCCUGCCAAGAACCAGAAGCCAACCGCACCAAUGUGUCGGAGGAAACACAGUACAACUGCCGACCGAAGUCAGCGUGCAUGCGCCCGGCCCACCACAAGGAGUUGCUAGAGCACGAUGGGCCAAUUGUGCGCCCUUGGUCUGUAAUGACGCCACUCGGGAGGCCUAAAGAGGUUGUGUUUCAUCACAGGUACCUGUGUGUUUACCUGUGCUUAAUGUUAUGCACUGACCAAUUAUCACCAUAUUACCAAUCUCCAUACAGGCCAGAGGGGUCUAGGCAUCUAAUCGCCAAGUGUUGUCCUGUUCCUGUCUGUCUGGGAGUUGUGUACUAUACUGUAGUAUUAGCUAUCGGGAUUACAUUGACUGACACGUGUUUAUGUGACUAGGUAAUUACUCCAUUCAAAAACUAACUGAAAGAUCAACAUUUUAGUCAAAAAUGUAUAGAAUUUAAAUAUAGUCAAUUUGAAUGCUUUUCUAAUUUAUUGUUAGAUUUUAUUUUGUUUCGUUUUUUGGGAAUGGCAAUAACAUACUAACGUUACUAUGACUAUGAGGUAUUUUGUUGACAUGGCCAAUUUUUCAACUGUCAAAAUAAUUAUAAAAAAAAUAUUUUUAUUUUCAGUUUUUAAAUAGUGGACUGUUCAAUCUGUUAGUUGGGUUUAAUUCUCACAAGUUUUACCAUAAAGUUAUCAGUGUGAGUGACGUUACGUAUUUUUCAAAGGAUUCUUUGUCUACAUAUGGUCACAUCUUGAAUUUUAUAAAUUACAUUGAGUAUCUUUACAUUAUUUAUAAAAGAUCUUUAAAAAAUAAUCAAGGUAAAAAGUGUUUGAUAUCUCCUCUUUUUUGCAAUUGUACCAAAAGUGGCUUAACUAUGGAAGUUGAUAGCUUUGUUUUUCUAGUGACUAGGCGCGUGUGGUUGUUAUGGUGACCGUGAGGCUGGCGCGUGGUGGUGUGACGUUGUAAUGUACAGUACGUGGCGAGGUAAUGAUAAUAUUAUUGUUCACUAUGUUGUUGUUAUGGAUACGUGAUGCUGUUUUAAUUUAAAGCGGGUGAUGUAAUCGAAGGUACCUAUGCUCAGCCCAUAUCCUUAUGUAGUGGUGGUGGUUGUAUUAAUUGACAAUGUUUAUUAAUACUUAAUACACGUGUUAUUAAUGUGUUAUAAACAUGCAUUACAUAAAUUACAAAGUUUCUCUGAAUAGGAACUGUUUAUUUAACAACUCAAUAAAACGUCUAAAUGUAUAAAAACCUGAAUAUUCCAGAUGAGUUCUCCAAACUGGGAGAAUAAAGAGAUUGGAGAUACAGCGUAUCCUAGGAUACCCAAACUACUGCAAGGGCGUAAAGACUGGUAUAUGGGCCUACGAUUACAUCACCCGUGCUCUUUGAAUAAGUUAUAUUUUUGUGACGUGAUUUAUAUAAUUAUUUUAUUUUCUCUGUAUAUAAUUUAUAUGUAUGGAAAUGUUUAAUGCAGACUGCAUUGCCGAUGUUUUCCUUUGUUUGUUUAUCCUAUUCUGUAAAUGCCAGGGAAGUAACACUGUUGUCUGCUUUCUGUUUAUAUAGCGGCCGGGUCAUAGAAAUCCUGUCAUUCAAGAAUUAUAGAAUGCAAGUUUCCCAUACCGAGAUGGCCCAUUUCCAUUCUACUGUUCAAUAUAAUUCUGUAGGCCGGGUAUGGUUUGGUCUGUCUAAAAGCAGGGUUUUCCCACAGACAUGAAGUUUGUUACAGCAUUUGUUUGCCUGUCCAGUUUUACCCACGUAGGUUAUUUUGUUAUUUGAGUAGUUAGUUGAAUUAUCCGCAACUUCUAGAGUACAAAUGAUCAAUUUCCACAUGGUUUUAUAAUCACCCUUCUAUUGCCGUUAACUAGAUAUCAAACCUAGACAAUAUUGAAUAUGUUUUGCUUCAUCUUCAUAAUAGGUUGGGGAAACCCUGCCAUAGGCUUUAAUGGAAAUUACUGCUAUGCAGUAGAUGGGAAUGUUCUGCUCUUUCUCUUUUCACACAGUAGCUAAAUGGGGAGGAAAGGGGGAGGAAGGGAGGAGGAAAGGGGGGUGUUAAAAGUACAAAAACUGUUAAAGCCACGGGAAUGGUUGCACUGAUAACCCAUCUGCGGGUUUGAUCAACCGAGAAAGUACAGAGUGCUGCAAAUUUCGACUGAAAAGGUUUGAUAAGAAAGAACCCUUUUCUUAUCUCUUUAACGUUGAAACUCACACACCUGGCAUUUAGAUGUAUGUACUGUAUGUAGUGAUAUACAUGUAAAAAUCUAUCUUGAUUCUCUUUUAAAUGGGCAAAAAAAAUAUAUUGUUUGACUGGUGAUCUGUGAAAUUGUUCUGAUGGAUUUUUUGGUCCUCCUAAUCUCCCCCCCCCCCCCCCCCCCCCCAUUUGCUUUUGUAACUUCUGAUGUUGUUCUACUUUUGACUGUGGUAAGUCUUGUGGCGUUUCAACAUUCUGUGAGCAAUGUGUUAAAUGUUUUUGGAGAAACAUUUUAAUAUACUCAAAUUAGAUAACGUAAAGCAAAAAGUGCCACCACCAAGUUAUAUUAGUUCAGUUUGUUUAGUCUUGAUUGUUUUGUUGAUUUGUUCCUCCUCUCGUUGUCGAGCACACAUGAAUGUUGUCGUGGUGACUGUUGUCAAGUGAACGUCUAUAUAUGCAAAAACUGGGUGGGGCUUGAGGAAGGAGGCGGAGCUAGAACUGCUAGAGCUUGAUGAGUAGUGAUGUCGUGGUUGGUCGUCUAAAAGUUGUUGUCAGCUUAAUAAACUGCAGGUACAGUGUGACUGAGGUCAAUAUCUUUUAUACAAAGUGCUUAUAUAUAUAACUCCCCCCCCCCCCCCAUCCCCAUAACACACCACAUGUUGGGUCAGCUGGUGAGCAUAUGACUAUAUGACUCAGGGGUGUUUCUGUCUAUGCCUCCCAAAUGACACCCUAAUCCCUUCAUAGGGCCCUGGUCAAAAGUAGUGCACUAUAAAGGGAAUUAAGUGUAAUUUGGGACACAGUCUGUGUGUGUCUCCAAAGUAUACAAUGAUCAGUGAAAAGCUAUGAAAACACGUAGUAGAGUUUGUGAAUAUGGGAAUUAUUAGUAACAAAUUACCUGGAAAUGUAAAAAAAAUCUGUGUUUUAUAAAAUGUUCUCUAUGGGGUGUAAUACAUUAUUAUAUCGAGUGUCACAGUACUUUGUAUGGGGAAACACCCUAAAGUGACAGUGAGUCCAUUUCAUUGUAAGUAUUUAUAAAUUCAUAACUAAAUUAUUGUACUUUUUUUGCUAUUUGUAGAUAAGUAAUGCUGAUGUAUUGGUAACCAUGGGAAUUAACUGUUUUGUCAUCGAUCCUUUAAUUUAUUGAUGUACAUACUGUAUUGUUUGUUGAUAAACAGUUGACAUUAUUUUGUAUAUGACCAAUAAACAGAAUUUGAAGAGGACAAA
Molecule: messenger RNA, 5351 nt
Organism: Salvelinus fontinalis (brook trout)
Lineage: Eukaryota; Metazoa; Chordata; Actinopteri; Salmoniformes; Salmonidae
Product: transcription factor MafG-like
Exons: 4
Coding region: 696-1280 (194 amino acids)
Biological process (GO): regulation of transcription by RNA polymerase II; regulation of epidermal cell differentiation
Cellular component (GO): nucleus
Molecular function (GO): RNA polymerase II cis-regulatory region sequence-specific DNA binding; DNA-binding transcription factor activity, RNA polymerase II-specific
Source: RefSeq, a predicted model, not a curated record